AUGACCUCUUCACCAUCACAUCUUCAAAUUCCAGUUAAUGAUAUUAAUGAUGAGGAGGAGAAUAGUGAUCGAGAAGCAUCUGAGGAACAAGAACAAGCUGUAGAUGUAAUUGAAGAAGGUGAAGAAAGAACAGGGUUAUUGAAUGGCGUUUUAACUGAAGAAGAAAAAGGAAGGACAGCAACUGAAGCAUAUCGAAUAUUAGUUUUAAGAAUACUUCUGAUUAUGUUAUUAAUAUUAAUGUUAGUUGGAACAAUUAUAUUAACAAUAUUUCCACCAAGAACACAUGAUGAUAAAAUAGGAUCGUUAUAUUCAAAUGGAACCCAUGAAUUUCAUAACACUGUUAUAUUAGUAUCAUUUGACGGAUUUAGAUCAGAUUAUUUAGAUAGAAAUUUUACUCCAACCAUUCAGAAAUUUAUUCAGAAAGGAUUAAAAGCCGAAUAUCUUGUGCCAUCUUUUCCGUCGGUAACUUUUCCUAACCAUUAUUCAAUCGUAACAGGAUUAUAUCCAGAAUCACAUGGAAUAGUAGCAAAUGAAUUUUAUGAUCCAAUAUUAAAAGAUGAUUUUUUUUAUAUAAAUCCAAAUAAGAGUUUAGAUUCAAAAUGGUGGAAAGGAGAACCAAUAUGGGUGACAACCGUUAAACAAAAUCAAAAAUCGGGAGUAUCAAUGUGGGUUGGAUCAUCAUCAGUUAUCGAUGGACAUGUUCCAACAUAUUCCCAUGUAUAUAAUAGUAGUCGUAGUAUGCAUGAAAGAAUAGAGCAUAUCAUCAAUUGGUUAGAUAUGGAAUUAGAGGAUAGGCCAACAUUCCUGGCUGGAUAUGUUAGUGUAGUUGAUUCUAUGGGACAUAAAUUUGGACCCGAUUCUCAGGAAGUUAAUAAAGCUCUUGAAGCUGUCGAUGAUUAUGUUAAAAUAUUAUUAAAUAAAAUUGAGGAAAGAAAUUUAACUGACAUUGUCAACAUAAUCUUUGUUAGUGACCAUGGAAUGGCACAAACAAUACCAUCAAAUAUAAUUUUUUUAGAUAAUGUGUUUAAUAUAUCAAAAAUACACCCAUUAGAAGGCUUUCCGAUAGGUGGGAUACGUCCAUAUAAUGAUUCUGAUAUAAAUGAAAUCUUUGAUUUACUUCAAAAUGCGAGUGAAAGUCAACCAUGGACAUGUUAUUUAAGAGAAAACAUUCCAGAAAGGUUUCAUUAUAGAAAUUCGGUUAGAAUCGCUCCCAUUAUUUGUAUACCACCUGUUGGUUGGGUAUUAACUAAUCAUAGAGAUUUUAAUGAGAAAUUGCCACGAGGUGCGCAUGGUUAUGAUAAUCAAGAUCCUACCAUGAGGGGCAUAUUUUUAGCUAAUGGUCCAUAUUUCAAAGAUAAGAAAGGGGGAGACGAUGGAAGAGUUGUCAAUCCGUUUAUUAACGUUGAAAUUUAUAACACUUUAUGUAAAAUUUUGGGAUUAAAACCUGCUCCUAAUAAUGGUACAGUUGAUGGAAUUAUAUAA
Messenger RNA from Funneliformis caledonium, 1482 nucleotides. The record is from the annotation of a GenBank genome assembly. Lineage: Eukaryota; Fungi; Glomeromycota; Glomeromycetes; Glomerales; Glomeraceae.